ACCACCAGCAUCCUCAACGACUCAGUCACGUUUAGUCAAUUUGUCAGUGCACUAGUCAUGGGCGCCACCAACCUCGCCGCGACAACAAGUUCGCAGUGGAUGUUUCCGCUCUCCGCGCUACACAACACCCCAAGCAGGGCCACAUCCAACAUCCCUCUAGAGAAAGAACUGUACGACCGUAGUAGAGGCGUAGAGUUCCUCUACAGACUCGGUGUAUCCCUCGGCUUGCCGUCUUCCGCAAUGUACACGGCGGCGACCUGGUUCCACCGCUUCUACAUGCGGUACUCCAUGGAGGAUUAUCACCGACAGGACGUCGCCGCCUCUUGCAUAUUCCUGGCCACCAAGACCGAAGAGUGCGGCCGCAAGCUGCGCGACGUCGCGAAGGUCGUUUGCUCCAAAGUCUCCCACAUCGACAUUUCGAAGAUCAAAGACGACAGCAAAGAAGUCGAGGAGUGCCAGACCAGCAUCCUGCUGACUGAGGAGGUCCUGUUGGAGGGCCUUUGUUUCGACUUCGUGGUGGACAGUCCGCAAGCCGACCUCGUCGACCUCUUCGACGCCUGCCCCAAUAGUACGCACAUCGAGGAGUGCGCGUGGUCCAUCGCGAACGACUCCUACCGCACGCCGCUAUGCCUGCUUUAUCCGACACGAAUUAUAGCGGCUGCUUGCUACGUGCUUGCCGAGCGCGCACUUGAGGGGCCCCAGUCGUCGUCAUUGGACGACCGGAUCGCGUCCCCCGCCCCGUCCGCUUCCCUUCCCACACCCCCAUCCCACAAGUCGCCGUGGGCCGGCACCUCCCGCCGCGCGAUCGAGCACUUUGGCUUCAACGAGACCGAGCUCGCGUCUGUCGCAGACGCACUCGGCGUGCUGCUCGAGUACUACGGCGCGCAGGACCUGCAGGGCGCGUGCGAGUUCCUGUCUGCUGUGGCUUCGAUUCCGCCACCGCACAGCUGCGCACACCGAGAAGCUCUGUAUAAGCCGUUCGCGCACGUUGCCGCUGCGGCGACCGCGCCUGUGAACGCGGUGACACCGGAGCACGCUAUCAGCCAGGGUGCCACUCCCUCGCAGGGGGGAAGCACCCCGGGGAAACCAGCCGCGGGCGCGUGGAAGCCGGUGUCGGAGCCCGCUCCAUGA
Molecule: messenger RNA, 1131 nt
Organism: Trametes versicolor FP-101664 SS1
Lineage: Eukaryota; Fungi; Basidiomycota; Agaricomycetes; Polyporales; Polyporaceae
Product: cyclin-like protein
Exons: 8
Coding region: 58-1131 (357 amino acids)
Biological process (GO): regulation of transcription by RNA polymerase II; positive regulation of DNA-templated transcription, elongation
Cellular component (GO): cyclin/CDK positive transcription elongation factor complex; nucleus
Molecular function (GO): cyclin-dependent protein serine/threonine kinase activator activity
Source: RefSeq, a predicted model, not a curated record